GCCUCAGAUCUGGCACCCUCAACUGACACUGCAAUUUCAGGCGAAAAAGAGUCGUCAAAUCCUGUGCAUCAGCUCUUGGCUCAUCAAAGUAACUCCCUUUUCAGCGAUACCGACUCCAAUGAUGAGGAGAGGGAAUGCGAAAUCCACGCCGACACCAAUGAAGGAGAAUCGGCGUCAGUGGAGGAGGCGGCAGCCAGUGUAAUGCGUCAGUGGCACGGUUAUGUGGCUGGAAAACUUGAGUCUAAUCGGGGUCGUGUAUGGUCAGAAAUAUGUGCCCGAGUCCAGCCUUUACUGGCAGCGGUCAGCCGACACGUCGGUCGGUUUCAGUUUGAGGAGAUUGCCGGCAUCCUGAACACUACCAGUUGGAUCAUGGAUGCUUUUCUAAAACGGAUUUAA
Messenger RNA from Protopolystoma xenopodis, 396 nucleotides. The record is from the annotation of a GenBank genome assembly. Lineage: Eukaryota; Metazoa; Platyhelminthes; Monogenea; Polystomatidea; Polystomatidae.